Messenger RNA from Moneuplotes crassus, 2731 nucleotides. Lineage: Eukaryota; Ciliophora; Spirotrichea; Euplotida; Euplotidae. The record is from the annotation of a GenBank genome assembly.
AUAACCUGCAAAAGAUUACUUUAAUAUAAUUAAUAAUAGAAAAUGAGCUCACAUAUAACUGAAACCGAAGAGAAGAAGUUGGAAUUGAUGCUAGGAGUCUCUGAUAUAGAUGACUUCCAAUUCGAAGACAUCACCUGAGGCCAGCCCAUCCAGUUUACAAGCUUGUAUGAGUACAAAUAAGAUCUUGGGAGUCGGAGGCUUUGGACUAGUCAUAGCUGUGUAUGAUAAAGAGCUAAAGACAGACCUUGCUAUCAAGAUUAUCACCAAUACAUCAAAAACCAAAGUCUUGGAUUCUUUGAAGAAAGAAGCAGAGAUUCUUGAGAGUCUUGACCAUAAGAAUAUUGUUGGAUUUAAGUACUUUAAGCAAUAUCAUAACUGAUUCCUUCUUGCCAUUGAGUGGUGUCAAGAAGGCAGUCUUCUCUGAUGGUUAAAGGGGAAAGACGAAGAAAGAUUAUUAAUACUUGAGACAAUUAAGAAUGCUGAAAAGGAGAAAUCCCAAGUUUCAAUCACCUUAACUGAGAAGGAAUCUGAAGAGUGUUGCCAUCACCAAUGCAAGAAUCUAGAUCAUUGUAUUCUGAAGCAGUUCUACAAAACACAUGAAAAUGAAUGAGCUGACAUUAUGAAACAGCUGUUUGAAGGUCUAAGAUAUUUGCAUGAAUCUAAAGACAUAAUGCAUCGUGACAUAAAGCCUGGAAAUAUCCUUCUGCAAAAAUUGAAAAGAGGUAGCUUCAAGCAUAAGAUAACUGUUGAUAACCUAGAUGAUGAUUCUGAAGAAGACAAGGAAUUUAAUGUGGUGAAGUACAACGAUUCUAGGCUUACUGGCUCAACCCAUGACACAUUGAAAGAAACUUUUGACUACCAAAUAAAAAUAUGAGAUUUUGGGCUAUCCAAAAUAGCUAAGGAAGGAAUUUAUGAGUACAAUAUUGAAGCAGGUGGGACUCGGCUCUACCAAUCCCCUGAGCAAGCACUUAGCCAAGGGUACAGCAAGCCUGUUGAUAUUUGGGCUGCAGGGAUUGUAAUGUUUUUCAUUCUCACUUUCGGGCAACAUCCCGUGACUUCCAACGAAACUGAGAAUAACGAAGGAAUUGACAAUUUGAUCAAGAAAAUCUCAAAAUUGCAGAAAGAAGAUCUUAAUUUUAAGCUGCUGGAUAAAUAUUAUUGGAAAAAGGCAUCUAAUCUUUGUGGAAGAUUAUGAGAAAUAAAAGCGAACCUGAGGUAUCAAUGAGCAAAUGCUUUGAUGCACCCAUGGGUCACUCGUGAUGAGAACGGCUGAGUGCCCUUAAAUUUCCACGACCAAAUGGAAAUGACCAAUAAACUAUAUGAUAAGUUUAAAUAGUGUUCAGAAUUUGAUGCUUUCUGUUGCAGUUUUAAGGAAUAAAUUUAUGAAGAAAACUAAGGACUCCUUGCUAGAUGAGUACAAGUACCAAAUUACCAAGGAGGAAUUCUUAGACUUCACCCCAACUCCAAAGAAGGACGAGAAAGAGCUGGAUGAUUUUAACUCUUUUUCCCAAAACGUGAUGUACAAUGCUUGUAAACUGAAACCUAAUAAAACUAAGAAGGUGAUAAAGAAGAUUAAGAACCAGUCAAAAUUGUUCUCGCAUCCAAACAUGAUGAUUAAGACUAAGCCUCAAAGUUUAUAUCCAAGCAAGCCUAACACUCGAUUUCUGAAAUGAGGGUCUGCUAUGAACCUGAGUCCAAACACCUCUAAGAGUGUCUCUAAAAAGAGGAAAUUAUCAUCAGGGAGGCCCUUAAGCUCGAAAGUAUCAAAGAAAAAGGUGAAGCUCCAGACCAUGAAAUCAACGAAGGCAGGAGCCAACCAGCUGAAUCCCAAAGCAAGCCUGAAGAUAAUGAAGGAGCUUGGAAAGUCAAGAACAGGCAUCCCAAUUAAUAAAAAAAGAAAAUUACCUUCCAAAAGGAUUGACUGAGCAAAUGCUAGAAACAUGAAAUCGUCCAAAAAGAUCAGUAUCAGUGAAGAUUCUGAAUCUCCGCUAUUAAGGUCUUCAAAUUUGAAAGGGAAGAGUAACCCUAUCAUGUUGUUUAAGACUGGGAACAAAAAGUUUGAUAUCCCGAUAAGGAUGCCUAAGUUUGACGAUACCUCGAGUAUUACUAUUUCAGAGGAGAAUACUCACAAAACGCCUUCUGAAGAUGUUGAUCUCGAACGGAUGCUGAAGAAAUGUAGUCCUAAGACUAACAAAAACAGGAUGAUUAUUAAGCACUCCUUGAGUAAGGAAAAUGAUGAGUUAAAGGACUCUAAUGACCCUGUAUUUCCGACUAUGAGGAACCAUAUGGUCACUGAGAAAAGGAGCAGCUGUAAGAAUAUCCCAGUGAUAAACCAUUUCAAACUUAAUCGUCAAGCCCAGAAGAAGUAUCACCCCAACCAGAUACAGGAGAAAGUUAAUAGAGAAAGAGAGGUGAACUACUUAAAGAGCACUAUUGGAUCGACCACAGGUCUUGGCAACAUAAAAACCCUGGAGGUUAAUAUCUUCAAGGCUCCAAGGAAGUCUUCAUGAGGUGGAGUUGAGCCCCCCAUCCCUAUGACUCCUGUCCAGAAGAAAGUGCAUAAAGAGGUCCAGCAGCAAGGGAUUUCUCAGACAGAAAAGGGGCUUGGUAAUUGGUCGAGUAAGAAGUCAGUGCCUCGGAAGUUAUCGUCACUUGAGAGUGACCUCUACAGCUAGCUAAUACUUGUCUAAUAUUCUGAUACUUCUACUGCUAGAUUUCUCUAUGGGCUUGG